UCCCCCAGUCCUCGAGGUACAUCUGACUGAGACCCACAAUGUCACACACUCCCCGCUGCAAACUAGUUGACUAUUUUGAAGAGCUGAGUGAAGAGGAAUUUGAGAAAUUUAAGAUGCACCUUGAGGACUACCCAGUGGAGAAGGGCUACAAGCCCAUUCGUCGCUCCAAGACUGAGAAAGCUACCCACAUUGAAAUAGCCCGAUACAUGAUUGAGGCAUAUGAUGAUGCCAAGGCCCUGAAGGUGACCGUCAGCAUUCUGGACAGAAUAAAUAAAAAGGAUCUGGCUGCAAGAAUCCAAAACGAGAUGCUGGAAUAUUUCCUUCCAAAACCAUCCGCCAUGACCAAAACAGAGAAAAAGGCACAAGAAAAAAUAAUACUGUCAAAUCUAUAUGACAAGUUUUUUGGGAUUCCAAAGAAAGUUGAAGUGAUCUUGGAUCCCAAGACAGCUUAUCCUGCUCUCAUCCUUUCAGAAGAUCAGAAAGGGGUACAUAUGGGGGAGCAAUCCCAGGUCCUUUUUGACAAUCCUGAGCGCUUCCGUUUUUUGCCAGGUGUCCUGGGAGCAGAAGGCAUUGACUCUGGGACUCUAGAAUGGGUGGUGGAAGUAGGCAAGGCCAAAGAGUGGGCCGUUGGGAUUGCUCGGGAAUCAGUAGAAAGAAAAUAUUCAGAAGAUAUCACCAUUAAUCAAGGAUUCUGGGUACUGCAGCUAACACAAGGAGAGUACCAAGCUUCUACAAGCCCUCCCAUCAAACUUACACUUUGGAAAUCACCACAACGUAUCUUGAUUAUCCUGAAGCAUGAUUUUGAUAGACUCAUCUUUUACAAUGCUGACUCAAUGGAUCACAUCUUUACUUUUAAUUAUCCAUUUUCUGAGAAAGUGUUCCCUUUUCUCUUAGUGAGAGACAAAGAGACUCCCUUGAAAAUCUCUCCAAGAACUUCAGUGACAAGACAUGGAGAGGAAAAGAAAAAUGAGUUUUGAAUCAUUUGUUUAUUUACUCUGGAACAGUUUCUUUUAGAAUGACUGAGUUUACUGUUUUAUUAAUCUUUGAUUCUUGCCUAAAAUGUUUUUGAACCUUCAAUCUAUAUCUUAAUAAAGAAUAUAUAGAUAGAUGGUAGAUAGAGACGGUUUUUUGUUUAAAUGCUUGCUGUUUUCUUAUUAUUGUGUUCUGUAUAUUUUUAUUUAAUGUUUUAAUGUAAAUUAUUGUACUAAUUGAUGAUUUUGUUUUAAGCAUUUUUCUGACUUUAAAAUAUGAAACAGAAAUAUGUGCAGCUCAGAGUUUGAUAUUUUAGUUGUGUGUGAACUUGAUUGUUGUUUGUAGAAAUUUGAUUACCCAACUUGGUAAUAUCACCAGUGUGAAUGAGUAUGGGGUUUGCUGCCUGUUCAUGUGUAGUAGCUUGCUCUACCAAUUUAUGUGUAGCAGCUUGCUGUACCAGUUCUGGCAGUGAUAUGAUUUCUUCCUUGGUGAUUCCCAUCCAUUCCAAGAAUUCCACAAAUAUGAAACCUUGUACUAGUUUUUAUAACUGAAUUAACUAGUUUAAUAUUUUAUUUUUCAUGUUCUAAACAUUUGAAUUGCUUUCAUUUCUUAACUGAACAGAAAUACAGAUUAUGGUAUAGAUUGAUAUAGGUUAAGUAAUCUUUCUUUGAGUCAGUCUAAGUUCAGUUGUUAAGAGUUCUUUUAUAUUCCUUAAAAUCCUUUCCCCUUCUAUAGUUGCUCGCCGCCUUUAACUCUCUUCUCCCCUAGUCCUUCUGGGGUCUUUACUUUAUAGCUCUUCCCAAUCAGGGGAUCAACAUUUUUAGGUCCAAAAGGAAAAGGAAAAAGAACAGGCUCACUCAGUUUCAGCACGCUGUUGACAAUCAGCUGUUUAGCGGAGCGCCACUGGUCAUCACUUCUUUUGGCUGGUGACAACUUGGGCUGCCUGAGUAUUACAAAAUCUUUGCUCAAUAUUUAAUUAAUGUCAUGAAAUGGAACAGCUGGAUUCACAUAAAAUGCUAAACUAAAAUGAGAUUGAGGUUCAAUAUUUCUAGCAGAUUGCAUGAACUCAGCCAUUACAUCAAAUUAUGAUAUGGUUUACUAGUAAUAGCAUGUUGUGUAAUUACAGUAAUUAUGCUUAUUAAUCUGGUUUUAGGGUUCAGGGCAGAGUUUCUUAAACUUUUGUAGAACAUAGAACACCAGCCACACAUGCCUUUUAUCUGCAGCAUCUAUAGAUAUUUCUUUUUGGAAAAGAGGAGAUAAAAGGAAUAAUGACACAAAACCAGCUUUAAUUAUAUCUGUUCCUCUUUAUAUUAUAUGCAUUGAUUAUAUAGUGUAAAUAUUAACAGAAUAAAUGACUUUUCCUGAACAUU
This is a messenger RNA of Protobothrops mucrosquamatus (brown spotted pit viper), 2342 nucleotides long. RefSeq names its product E3 ubiquitin-protein ligase TRIM7-like. The transcript is spliced from 4 exons. Gene Ontology annotation, molecular function: protein binding. The coding region runs from base 39 to 977 and encodes 312 amino acids. NCBI's taxonomy places the organism in Eukaryota, Metazoa, Chordata, Lepidosauria, Squamata, Viperidae. The record is from RefSeq and is a predicted model, not a curated record.